Molecule: messenger RNA, 560 nt
Organism: Pocillopora meandrina
Lineage: Eukaryota; Metazoa; Cnidaria; Anthozoa; Scleractinia; Pocilloporidae
Source: the annotation of a GenBank genome assembly
AAUUACAUUAUCAGUAUUAGCAUUAACAGCAUCGCCUGUCCUUUCACAGUUCUGCUUAACGUGCUGGUAAUUAUAGUCGUCAAAAAAAGACCACGACUCCGAACUAACAACAACAUAGUACUGGCCUGUUUAGCGGUGACUGACGCAUUAACUGGUCUCUUUGGCCAACCGUUAUAUGUGUUGUGGAGGAUAUUCCUAAUAUUUGGCCUCAGUAGCAGUGAAAUACUUGAAAAUGUUUGUGUCUGUGUUAUGACUACACUUUCGUCUGCUUCAUACCUUCAUCUGAUGUUGGUUACUUUCGAGAGGCUCAUAGCGAUCAAAUAUGCGAUGCGCUAUUCAAACGUUGUAACUCAUAACAAACUGAAGAUAGCGGUGUUAGCAAUUUGGAUCAUUGGUUUCGUAUGUGGUACUUUAUGUGUGUUAAAAUGUACCUAGCUUUGAAUUAUAUUAAAAGCCUCAUCUCAAUUCCAUGUAUCGUGCUCGUUGGCUUCGCAUAUGUGAUUUUGUAUCAUGAAACCCGCCGCCAUCGAAGGAAGAUAAAAACACAGCAACUGCCCUAA